UACUUCAAACUCCUCAACUCUGCUUAAGCAAAAUCAAGGUUUUUAAACGUUGAUUUAUCUCUGGUGUGUGGUCCUUAAACUCAAGAAGAGCUAUCCUUGAUCUACACGAUGGGCAGGGAGGACCGAGCAACGUGGAAGAGUAACUACUUCAUCAAGUUAGUGCAACUUCUCGAUGAAUAUCCAAAAUGUUUUAUUGUUGGAGUUGAUAAUGUCGGAUCAAGGCAAAUGCAGCAGAUACGUCUCUCUCUCCGAAAACAUGCCAUACUUUUAAUGGGUAAGAACACCAUGAUCAGGAAAGCUAUUCGAGGGCAUAUGGAAAACAACCCAGCUUUAGAAAAAAUUAUCCCUCAUAUUCGUGGAAAUGUUGGAUUUGUUUUUACCAAAGAAGAUUUGGUUGAAGUAAGAGACAAAAUUAUGGACAAUAAAGUCAAAGCUCCAGCAAGAGCAGGUGCUAUAGCUCCAUGUGAUGUGAUCCUGCAACCACAAAACACUGGAUUAGGACCAGAAAAGACCUCUUUCUUCCAAGCCUUGCAGAUUCCAACUAAGAUUUCUAAAGGAACUAUUGAAAUAUUGGUAUAGAGUUUAUUUUUUAAAAUUUAUU
This is a messenger RNA of Stegodyphus dumicola, 601 nucleotides long. RefSeq names its product ribosomal protein LP0 (gene RpLP0). Lineage: Eukaryota; Metazoa; Arthropoda; Arachnida; Araneae; Eresidae. The record is from RefSeq and is a predicted model, not a curated record. Gene Ontology annotation, cellular component: cytosolic large ribosomal subunit. Gene Ontology annotation, biological process: cytoplasmic translation; ribosomal large subunit assembly; ribosome biogenesis. Gene Ontology annotation, molecular function: large ribosomal subunit rRNA binding; structural constituent of ribosome.